Myxocyprinus asiaticus (Chinese sucker) is the source of this 1635-nucleotide messenger RNA. RefSeq names its product kinetochore protein Spc24-like. NCBI's taxonomy places the organism in Eukaryota, Metazoa, Chordata, Actinopteri, Cypriniformes, Catostomidae. The record is from RefSeq and is a predicted model, not a curated record. Bases 87 to 695 code for a protein of 202 amino acids. The transcript has 6 exons.
GCACUGUUUGGGAAAGCGCGUCAAACACCCGCCAGUUUGAAUUCGAAAGAAGCGUCGAAUGUGUCGGAAAUAACUUAAUCGCAGAUAUGUCACAGAGUGAUGCAUUAAAUGAUGAUGACCUUGAGAAAUCGGGGGAAUCACUCAUUGAGUUCAUCAAGAGCAGCAAGGCAGAGAGCGCCCUUCAAGGAGCAAGAGAGAAGCUGCAGGAGUUCUUUGACCAUCACAUCAAGACCAAGAAGACCACAACCGAGAUCUUAAAUAGUCUUGUGCAUGCAAAGGAGGUGGUCAGCCAGAAACUGCUAAAUUUAGAGGGACAGCAGGGCCAGGUGGUGCAGGAGAUCGAGAGAAUGGAACAGGAAGUGCAAAGAAGCCUGUCCAAAAGUCACAACCUCAAAUCGGAGCAGGAAUUCUUACAGAGAGAGUUGGAAAGACUUCGAGAUGCUGAGCAAGAAAUUCAAACCCUGCAACAGGAAGUGGAUGAGGACACAACUGAGGUCAUCCCUUCAGCAAUAUACAUUGCUCAGCUCUUCUACAAAGUUACCAAGAUAAAGCUGGAGGUUGACACAGAGCCACAUAUACUGAGGGGAGUUCACUAUGGUGCUGAUGUGGCGACCCCCAUCAACAUAGACACAUCUGCCCGUUCCCCCUGUGAGGUUAGCGACGAGCUGUGGAGCCUGGUUAAUACCGAAUGGUAGAUCCGGUGCCCGCGUAAUCACUUUUAGUCGUCAAACAUUAGCCAAAAACAUCUGUUUGUUGUUUUUGUAUUUAUAUAUAUGGUUUCUGUGUCAAUAGAUAUGUUUUGUAUGUUUGUUAAUAAAUUUGACUCACAUGCUACUUUUGAGUCCCACACCACAAGAUGUCACUAAUCCACAAUGUUCCUCCCCCAUGCUGAAAAUGCACAUUUUGCAUUCCUGGAAUUGCUUUUUGUGAGUAUUUUGAUAUUAAGCUCCUCUGCAUUUCAGAGGAAUAAAUCAGAUCCUAUGAAAUAAUUUGAUGCAAACAUUUUUAUACAGUGUUAGUAAAGAUAAAUUAUACUGAAUUAAAUAUUCUACUGUUAAUACUAUUAAUCCAUAGAGAGUUUGGGAGGAAAAUAAAUAUCCUCUUAAAAAGACCUAAAGCAUAUUUUAAAAUACAGAGGCAGAUGGGUUGUAUCUUGCAUUAAAUCUUGUGAAUGACCAUAGUGUUUUUUCUGUUUCUCUUUUGGUGUGAAUAGAUCGCCCAUUGAAAGUUUGUUUCACUUUUUCGUUUCAUUCUUAGUGUGCUUAAGCCUACGUAGUUCUUUUAUUUUUGCUGGCUAGCAUCAUGGAAGUAAUAUUAAAGGAAUAUUCUGGGUUCAAUACAAAUUAAGCUGUAUUGCUGCAUUUAAACCCUCCAAAAAUUGGCCCCAGUCACUUCCAUUGUAAGUGCCUCACUGUAACUGAUUUGUGCUGUCGAUUGAGCUUAAUUUGUAUGAAACCUGGGAAUGUUCCUUUAGUGAUUUAUUGACUGAUUCAGGGCCUUAAGUCUAAAACAUUAUUCACCACUUGAGACCUAAAAACUCUGAAACUUUUGAGACGUCCUGAAAUAUAUGAUGCUGUAUAUUUUUAUAAGAUGUAGUGGAGUGAGACACUCUGGUCAUGAUUCAUGUAGAUACAU